GGAGUUGCCAGUCGGAUGCUGAAUUUGUUACUCCCAUACUUCUCUGGGAGUUUGAGGACCAUGAGGGGGAGGUAGACAAAAAUAUUGUCAAGGGGAGAAAGACACCUAGCGAACGACGCUUGCCGUGUGCUAAGAGAAACGAGUGUACUGAUGAGCCCCACCUCGUGCUUUAUUGUUUAUUUGCUGGUUAUUGUAGUUUUAAGUCCUGUUUUCAAACUCCCAUUGGGAUGGCACUAAAUGUUUGGAGGCUUGGGGCGCUUGUCUGGGGCUAGGCUAAGAGCUGCAGUCUCCAGCCCUAAACAUACUAUGUUACUUUCUUUUUGGCUCCCCAAAAUCAUGGUUCAUAAAACUUACUCAAAGACUUAGCCGUGUAUUAUCCAGAGUCAGUGCUUUGUUUUUAUAGACUUAUGGUCAUAGAAUUUAGAACUGGGGCCAGCUAGAUGCUCCACAGGUAAAGAUGGUACUUAGAGCUCAUGGAAAGGUGGAAGACCUGAGUCCAGGGUUCCUCUUGCCCAUUCACAUUAUAUACACACACCAAUAAUAAGUAAAAAUCAUGUAAUAAAAGUUGAAAAUCUAGAUUGGGGGUUUUUGUUUUGUUUGGGGUGUAUUAUUUUAUAUACAGUGUUCUGCCUGUAUGUCUGCCUGCAGGCCAGAAGAGGGCACCAGAUCUCAUCAUGGGUGGUUGUGAGCCACCAUGUAGCUACUGGGAAUUGAACUCAGGACCUCUGGAAGAACAGUCACUGCUCUUAACGGCUGAGCCAUCUCUCCAGCCCUGAUUGGGGUGUUUUAAAUAUGUUUGAGUCCAAAUAUGUUUAGUUUUGGAGGAAACUUUGAAAAUUUAUGUUUUUUUUGUUUGUUUGUUUGUUUGAGACAGGGUUUCUUCACGUCGUCCUAGCUGUCCUGGAACUCUGGAGACCAUGCUGGCCUUAAACUCACAGAGUUAGUUUGCCUCAGUGCUGGGAUUAAAGGUGUAUGCCACCACCGCCUGGUGAAAUUUACUGUUUUUGAGAUUUACUUUCUAAGAAUGUGUGAGGCAGGAAUAAGUGCACAUGAGGCCAGGUGUCAAAUCCCCUGAAGCUGUAGUUAGAGGCGUUAGUGAGCUGUUCAGUGUGGGUGCUGGCAUCUGAGCUUAGGACCUCUGUAACAGCAAUGUGUGUUUUCAACCUCCAGCUCAAGCUUUUUAUUUUUGAAGAUGGGGAUUCUCAUGUAGCCCAAACUAGUCUGGGCUUGGCCCAGCUGAAGAUAACUUGAGGGCUGGGGUUGCAAACCAAUGCACCCCUAUACAUACAUCUGGUUUAUGACUGGUUAUACUGGAAAUUGAACCCAUGGUCUUGUGGAUGCUAACCAAGCCUUCCACCAACUGAGCUACCUCUGCAUUGUGUAUUGUGGGUGUGUUUGUAUAGGCAAGGACUCUUGCCCAGACUGGACUCCUGGGUUUCUACUUUAGACUCCUAAGUAUUGGGGCUACAGUGUAUAUCACUUGGAAUUUUUUUUGUUUCCUUCCUGUAGUAAAUAUAUUAUCUAUUGUAUACUGAAUUUGGGAUAUAGUAGUGGAACACAAAGAGACCUGUCUGAUUUUGUUCUAAGAAAGGUACAUUUCAUUAUAGGAGAGUAACAUUAAAUAAAACCUAAUAGAGAGAUGAUGAUUCCUGUGAAACUUCUGUAUGGUGGUGUUAAUUGUUGUAAGAGGAUUCUGGGCAAUAAAGGUGGCCUGUCAGGUAACAGUGCUUGCAGUACAAAUUUGACUUGAAUUUGAUUCCCUGAUGAUGAAAGUCAGAAAGUUGUCCUUAGGGCUUCCACAGUGCUCAUACAGUAUUGCUAUUCAAUUUAGGGACAUUUAAAUAGUCUAAGAGUCUCAGGCUGGCCUUGAAAUAAUUGUGGAUGGCCUGAAAUAAACUCUGUUCCUCCUUCCUCUACCUUUUGGGGUUACAGAACGUCUCAACAUUCCUGAUUUGAGAUAGGUUUUCCUGAUGAGGUAAUAGUUAAAAUUUGAAAGAAAUUAGGGAUCAGGGACGAGCUUUCAAAAUGUAGGUAAUGUUAGCACUUGGGGAGUAGAGGCAGGAGGAUCAGGAAUUGGAGGCCAGCUUGGCCAAUAUAUGACCUUAUUUCAAACAACAAAAACGGUGCUCAGUGAAUGUCAGAGAUCUACUGCUCUUGAAAAGGACCUGGGUUCUCUUUCUACCACUCAAACCUGCUUAUAUCACCUUUUGCUUCUUUGUACAUUUACACAUGCAUGUUGCAUACAAACCCAGGCAAACACAUAGGUAAAAAUCUUUGUUGGGAGGUGGUGGUGCAUGCCAUUAAUCCUAGUACUCAGGAGACAAAGACAGUGGUUCUCUGAGUUCAAAAUCAGCCUGGUCUACAGAGCAAGUUCCAGGACAGCCUGGGCUAUACAGAGAAGCUCUGUCUCGUAAUCCCUGCCCCCCCCCCCCAAAAACCCAAAACAAAAAAUUACUUUAUCAAACAAACAUUAAGAUUUUUUACAGUGGAAAUUGUUCUUUUAAGGAAUUAAAAGAGAAGGUAUGAGAGAUAUGGUAUGAAGUGAAGUUGACAUGGUAUAAAUUUUAUUCUUUUGUUUGUAUGUUUUUUAGUUUUUUCGGGAUGGUUUCUCUGGAUAGCCCUGGCUGUUGUGGAACGGGAUCUGUAGAGCAGGCUGGCCUCAAACUCAGAGAUCCACCUGCUUCUGCCUCCUGAGUGCUGGGAUUAAAGGCCUUCCCACCAUUGCCCAGAAAAGAUGUUAGAGCAAGAAGAGAAUGGCUUGUUUGAAAUACCAGAUUAUGAUCAUAUAGAAGAUGAAACUUUUCCUCCCUUCCCACCUCCAGCCUCUCCUGAGAGAGAUACUGCAGAACUUGAACCUGAUGAAGGAAGUGGAACACCUGUUCCUGUGCCACCAAGGAGAACAGUUAAAAGGAAUCUACCCAAGCUAGAUGCUACUAGAUUAACUUCAGAGAGAGGGCUUCCAGCCUUAAGGCAUAUGUUUGAUAAGAUAAAAUUCAAGGGGAAAGGUCAUGAGGCUGAAGACUUGAAAACGCUAAUCAGACACAUGGAGCACUGGGCACAUAGGCUAUUCCCCAAACUGCAAUUUGAAGAUUUUAUUGACAGAGUUGAAAACCUGGGAAAUAAAAAGGAGGUUCAGACCUGUUUAAAACGAAUUCGACUUGAUCUCCCUAUUGUACAUGAAGAUUUUGUUAACAAUAAUGAUGAAGUUGAAGAAACUAAUAACCUCGAUGCAACUGCAGCUGGAUUUGAUCCCUUUUUGACAAGCUCAUUUGACAGCAAGAAGUUGGCUUCUGAAUCAAGUAGAAGUCUAACAGAAGAGCAGCAACAGAGGAUUGAGAGAAAUAAACAACUGGCCUUGGAAAGAAGGCAGGCAAAGCUACUGAGUAAUAGCCAGUCCCUAGAAAAUGAUGUGUUAGUGAGCACAUCCUGGGCACAGUCAGUGGAAGAGAGCAGUACUGCGGAGGAUCAAGAAGACUCAGGUGGAUUAAACACAGAUACUGCAGAUGCUCCACGUGUUCCUUCUGCCAACGCAAAUGAAGAGGAACAGUUCGAAGCAGAGGAACCAUUCUAACUUGGACUAACCAGAAAUGUUCCAAGUAGCCAGACUUCUACAACAGAAUCCUGCAGAGUUUGGGGCUAUUUGUAAGUUUUUCUACUUUGUAUAAGUCUAAGUUAUAAAACUUCUAUGGAUUCCUGCUUAAAAUACAGUGACUAUUUAUAAUUGUGUUUCCUACUUAUUUUAGUACAUCUAUUAUUUUUUGCUGUACUGUAUAAAUUUGACUUUAUAAAUUG
Molecule: messenger RNA, 3792 nt
Organism: Alexandromys fortis (reed vole)
Lineage: Eukaryota; Metazoa; Chordata; Mammalia; Rodentia; Cricetidae
Gene: Tipin
Product: TIMELESS interacting protein
Exons: 8
Coding region: 2735-3571 (278 amino acids)
Biological process (GO): DNA replication checkpoint signaling; replication fork processing; replication fork arrest
Cellular component (GO): replication fork protection complex; nucleus
Molecular function (GO): DNA binding
Source: RefSeq, a predicted model, not a curated record